Messenger RNA from Merops nubicus (carmine bee-eater), 1700 nucleotides. RefSeq names its product heat shock 70kDa protein 8 (gene HSPA8). The transcript has 7 exons. Gene Ontology annotation, molecular function: misfolded protein binding; ATP binding; ATP hydrolysis activity. Lineage: Eukaryota; Metazoa; Chordata; Aves; Coraciiformes; Meropidae. The annotation marks the transcript as partial. The record is from RefSeq and is a predicted model, not a curated record. Gene Ontology annotation, cellular component: nucleus; plasma membrane; cytoplasm. Gene Ontology annotation, biological process: vesicle-mediated transport; protein refolding; cellular response to unfolded protein.
AGAUGUCGAAGGGACCAGCUGUCGGAAUUGAUCUUGGCACCACCUAUUCCUGUGUUGGAGUAUUCCAACAUGGGAAGGUGGAAAUCAUUGCCAACGACCAGGGGAACCGCACCACGCCCAGCUACGUUGCCUUCACUGAUACAGAGAGGUUGAUCGGCGAUGCUGCAAAGAACCAAGUAGCAAUGAAUCCCACUAACACAGUUUUCGAUGCUAAACGCUUGAUUGGGCGCAGAUUUGACGACUCUGUGGUCCAGUCUGAUAUGAAGCACUGGCCUUUCACUGUGGUGAAUGAUGCUGGCAGACCAAAAGUCCAGGUGGAGUACAAAGGCGAGACAAAGAGCUUCUACCCAGAAGAAAUUUCUUCCAUGGUUUUAACUAAAAUGAAGGAAAUUGCAGAAGCUUACCUUGGGAAGGCUACAAAAGAUGCUGGAACUAUUGCAGGGCUCAAUGUCCUGCGAAUCAUCAACGAGCCAACAGCUGCUGCCAUAGCCUAUGGUCUGGACAAAAAGGUCGGUGCUGAGAGGAACGUUCUUAUCUUUGACCUGGGAGGUGGCACCUUCGACGUGUCGAUCCUGACGAUUGAAGAUGGCAUCUUUGAGGUGAAAUCCACUGCAGGUGACACUCACCUGGGUGGAGAAGACUUUGAUAACCGCAUGGUGAACCACUUCAUCGCCGAGUUCAAGCGCAAGCACAAGAAGGACAUCAGUGAGAACAAGAGGGCCGUGCGGCGUCUGCGCACCGCCUGCGAGCGUGCCAAGCGCACCCUGUCCUCCAGCACCCAGGCCAGCAUCGAGAUCGACUCUCUGUACGAGGGCAUCGACUUCUACACGUCCAUCACCAGAGCUCGCUUCGAGGAGCUGAACGCAGACCUGUUCCGCGGCACCCUGGACCCUGUGGAGAAGGCCCUGAGGGAUGCCAAGCUGGACAAGUCGCAGAUCCACGACAUUGUGCUUGUGGGCGGCUCUACUCGGAUCCCAAAGAUUCAGAAACUGCUGCAGGAUUUCUUCAACGGCAAAGAGCUGAACAAGAGCAUCAAUCCUGAUGAGGCUGUGGCUUACGGUGCAGCUGUUCAGGCCGCUAUUCUGUCCGGAGACAAGUCUGAGAACGUGCAGGAUCUGCUGCUGUUGGAUGUCACUCCUCUGUCUCUUGGCAUUGAGACUGCAGGAGGUGUGAUGACAGUCCUGAUCAAGCGGAACACCACCAUCCCCACCAAGCAGACGCAGACCUUCACUACCUACUCAGACAACCAGCCUGGUGUGUUGAUCCAGGUGUAUGAAGGAGAACGUGCCAUGACCAAGGACAACAACUUGCUGGGCAAGUUUGAGCUGACAGGUAUUCCCCCUGCUCCCAGAGGUGUACCUCAGAUUGAAGUAACCUUCGAUAUUGAUGCCAAUGGUAUCCUGAAUGUGUCUGCUGUGGAUAAGAGCACUGGCAAGGAGAACAAGAUCACCAUCACAAAUGACAAGGGCCGGCUGAGCAAGGAGGACAUUGAGCGGAUGGUUCAGGAGGCAGAGAAAUACAAGGCUGAAGAUGAGAAGCAGCGUGACAAAGUGUCCUCCAAGAACUCCCUGGAGUCCUAUGCGUUCAACAUGAAAGCUACUGUUGAAGAUGAGAAGCUCCAGGGCAAGAUCUCGGAUGAGGACAAGCAGAAAAUCCUGGACAAAUGCAAUGAGAUCAUCAACUGGCUGGACAAGAAUCAG